Molecule: messenger RNA, 6900 nt
Organism: Leptomonas pyrrhocoris
Lineage: Eukaryota; Euglenozoa; Kinetoplastea; Trypanosomatida; Trypanosomatidae
Exons: 1
Coding region: 244-6900 (2218 amino acids)
Cellular component (GO): nucleus
Source: RefSeq, a predicted model, not a curated record
GUUGGGAAAGCGAGACGGACGCACGUUUUGCUUUGCCCCUAUCGGUUUCUGUUCUCCUCUUUUUCCUGGUUAGAGAGAGUGUGUGUGUGUGUGUGCUCUGGCAGGCUUGGCGGUGUUAUUGUGCUGGUCAACCUUUCCUUUUCCCCUAGCAAAGGCUAGUCCGAUACAGCUCUCCAACGAGGAAGCUGAAACGGCCCAUCUUUGUUGUUGGUGCUCUUAUACUGUUUCUUGCGAGUAUUGUAGAUGGCAGCUACUGCAUCGUCUGUGUCUGCUGCGGCGCUUUAUCAAGACCAGGUGUGGUCUGCUCUGUGGGGUGUUCUUCAGCAGCCGCAACACCCUGAUAGUACGCUUCGAAGCUGCAGCACGCUUCAGCACGCAACCACGCAUGCUUUGAUGCAGAUCCUCAGCGGCGGAGCAGCCGAACCAAAAGUCACCCUUAGCACUCUUGAGGGCGUCUCUUCGCAGCUCCUCCGUCGCGCUGACGGAGCUCCGCUGCCGACGCCGCCGGGCGUGACGGCUGCAGGGCAGCGUGGAGUUGUAGGACCUGCCACGUCUGGCCUCCUCCCCACCCCCUCCCACGCCGCAGCAACCGCGGUGGAAAUUGAGCGCUUUUACGUGCUUGUGUGCACAGCGAUUCAGCUCAGCGUGGUGACGGAUGUGCCGCUGCUGAUCUCUGAUCGAGCGCCGGCGGUGGUGGCCAGCGGUCCAGCAACAGCGACGGCGACGAGCGCAGCGGCGCAGCUUCCUGUAGGGGUCACGCUUGCUUCGAGCGCUAUCGUGGCCGGCAUUUUCGGCGUCGCUCGCCAUCUUAUGGUCGACGGCGCAGCCGCUGACGCCGCCAGCGCGCAACAUCACGUCCAGCCCCUUUGGUUCACCUUCCUCUUUAUUUACCUCCAGCAGCUCUCUGCGCACACGCCAAAGGACACGUCGGGGUUUUCCCGCUUCUUUGAGAACUGCGGCAAGGAGUACGCGCGACGCAUCGCGAUGGAGCCGAUCUCAUCCGAUGAUGAAGACGUCACAGCACUCUCGUUGAGCGAAGAGGGCAACACGAAUACGAGCCAUUGCCUUUCUAUCCGACCCUCAGACGCACGGGCCAACGAACUGGCAGCGCUGCGGGCGUGGUCGCAGGUCUCCGCGGAUCUCCUCAAGGACACGAUCGCCCGGACACGCUUCCGGCGCGCCGCGCUGCUCUUCAAGUCCUUUGUCCCACACAUGACGUCGCAGGCACCCACGCUCAUGUUUCUGCUGGUGGACCUGCUGUGCGAGUACCACCGCAGCUGGGAAGCUUGGAUGCAGGGCGUACCACACGGUACUCUAGACGAGCAGCUGGCAGAGCAGCUGGCCCAGUACAGUACGCGCAGCAUCGCCCGCGACAGCACCACAUCCGCCUCGUCGUCCACGCAGAAGUCGAAGCAGUGGGAGCAAUGUCGAUGUCUAAUUCGGUCCUUCGGCGACCGCCUCACGCUGCUGCUGGGGGAGGGCACCCCGCACGCUCACCUCGUCGCCACUGCCCUCUGCGCUGUGCUUUCGUCGCUUUACGUCCUCCCCCACACUCGCCCCGCCGGCGUGUGCGCCGCGGAUGUAUCGAACCGCAGCAGCAAUACCGACAGCGGCGGCAGUAACGCCACGCCUAUCCAGUCGCCGACGGCGCCAAAGCCGGGCCAAGCGACUGCUGCAGGGCGUGCCGCCACUGCCGCCGAUGCCGGUGCAGGCCGCGGUCGGAGAGACGAGGAGGCGGCGGUGUCGGAGGUCGAGACCGCCUAUCGCCUGCCGCGCCGCGGUGUGCUGUCAGCCGCGGCAACGGAGAGCGCAUCCCCCACGGCUGCCGCUGCCGCUUCUUCACUGCAAACCAUACACGAGGAUGCCCGUGUGUGUGAGGCGGAGUGGCGCCUGCGGAACUACGCCCCCCUCGGUCAGCUCCUCGCCUACGUCCAUGUCUUGGAGCUUCAAAAAGUUCAUGUCUUCUGCGUGGCGGCGAUGCAGAUGCGCGUGGGGCGCACCGAGGCGCAGCAAACAGAGCACGUGCGCCUCUUUGCUGUGGCGUCGCUGUACUGCGGUGUCGCGGGGUGGGAUUUAGCGCUGCUGCUAUGGCACUUCGCGGGCUGCCCGCUGCCACCUUCCUUUCGUGGCCCUGAUGUAAGUCCAUCCCCUGCGUUGCCGAAUUCUGCGCUGGCGCGUUACACCGCCGCGGUGCAGCAGUACGUCGAUCAAAGCCGCGCAGAGCUCAUCGUGAACACACCAUUUGUGGAGCUGAACGGCAGUGGCUUCGAGGGCGGCUUCAAUGGAGACCACCGACGCGGUGGUGGUGGUGAUGGUGGUGGUGGCGGCAGAAGUGGCAGGCGUCCCGCGCCGCACCAGCAGACGGAGAGGUCAACGAUCCCGUCGCGCGGUGAGCUGCAAACAUCGCGGUUUAUUAAAAUGGUGAAUCUCGAUCCGGUGUUGCUCUCAUGGCGCGCACAUCGCGCAGCCGCGGAGAUGGCCUUCGCUGCCACGUCGUUAACAGCACCAGCAGCAGCAACAGCAUCGGCAGCACAAACAAGUUCACCACCACCCGCAUCGUCUACCCCGCAGAGAACAGACGCCAUGGCCUCCGGCUCAGGCUCCCUCACACCCGCCGCAACGGCUUCAGGUCCCAUUGCCCUGUCUACGACACCUCCAGGGAACACUGUCGGCAGUCAGGAUGCGCUGCUCUCGCCGUGUUGCUUCAUACGCGACCUCCUCGUAGCCGGACAGUACACCCUGGCCACCGCGGGUAUGAAGUACCUCUCCAAAAGCCCGUUGAACGCAGGAGACAAAGACGGCGCGUCGUCUGCCAGCGUGAACGUGCUGCUGCCCCCUCGGCGUGCAUUUCCGCGAAGCGUCAGCGUUGUGUAUUACGUCUCGGUGGUGCUGCGCCGAUGGUUGCAGCGGUGGGAAACGCUUCGUGAGCGGCCGCCGCCGUCAUCCAGUGGCGACAGCGGCGACUCCGUGGGCUUACGCGAUGAAACGGUGGCUGUCCUGCACUCUCUCUUCCCGCUGCUGUCGGUCGUGCAGAGCUAUUUGGCUCAUCAGGCGCUUCUUGCGCGUCUCGCGGCGCACCUGGCGUGGCUGUGCAAAGUGGCGUCCUCUUCAGUUUCCACCUCAAAGGAAAGCGAAGGCGCGAUGGUCGCUUUAGCACUGGUGGAGCGGCUGCUGAUCUACGUUGUCAUGCCCUGCCUGCGUGUCCUGCCACCCGCUCUCGUGGUGUACGACGCGUUGGACGACAUUGUGGAAGUCUUUACCCGCCUCUGCCACCCCCACCCCGACACCUACGCUGUGAUCCCCUAUGGUGAAAGCCCCGCCGCGCCGUUCCACGUGAUGCGGUGGCUGGAGGCGCUACUGCCCUCGCCGACCUUUGUGGCAAUGUACCAGACGAAGCAGCAGCAGCAGCAGCAGCAGCAACAGAACAGCAACUCGAAGGACUCGUCACGGGUUUGGGCAGCACCAGCGCUCGUACACCCUCACGACGCCCUCCUGCGCAAAGAGCGCGAGGCGCUGCUGUCGCAGUCUCUGAAGCGUCUCAACGCGGAGAACAUCGAAGAGUACCAAGCAGCGCUGCGCCCCAUCCUCUACGCGGAGCCCCUUCUCGUCGCCCACCGCCUCUUUGUUCUGGCGAUCGGCUAUAAGAACAACUUCUUAACCGCACACACCCGCCUCCUUCACGGGCUUCCGCGUACGAUCUUAACCCUCAUCACGCAGCAAGGUCUUCUCUUGAUGGAGCGGUACGCUGCGGAGGAGAAACUGACCGAUACCAACGGCGAAAGCCGCACGUCGAUUCUCGCGACCUUUCUGUCCACCUUGUGGCGCGAUAACGUCGACGUACUCGAUGGAGCGAUGCUCGUGCGUCGCGUGGAACUCGCACUGCGCAGCAACAGCGGCCACGACAUCGUCCUCGGCACGGAGCUGUGCAAGGCGCUGCUCACGGUCAUGGCCUACCGCACCCUCGAGCACGAGGAGAAGUACAGCGCGGCGCAGCUGCAGGCGCGUGCUGUCACGCCGUCCACUACGUCCUUCUUCGGCCGCGGCGCGAUGACCUCGUUUCGCGUGAGCUGCUGGCAGGACUCGGGUAGUGCGUUGCUGCUUCUCUCGCCAACCGACGUUUUUGUGACGGCGCGGCAAGCGCUGACGGAGGCUUUGCGGCAGCCCUGCGUCGUGCCUCUCCAGCGUGAGGAUGAAGCAGAGGAAGACGAGAUGGACGGCUAUCAAAACGAAGAGGAAGGUGCGAGGCACGGCGAACAUGUCAGGGCAGGCGACGUUGAGACUCGCUUGUCGCUGGGUCAGCUCAUCCUGGUCCACCUCUGCCGCCUGCAAAGCCGCAUUUAUGAGCUGCAGCGCGACCUUGACGGGGGUGCGGAGGUCAUUCUACUCUCCUCUGCCCAGCGCUUUAACACGAUGGACGACAUGCUGAUUAUCCUGGAAGAGCUCUUCCCCGCGCCAACGACCAGCUCUGUGGUGGACCGCCUCUGCGCGUUGGUUCGGCAGGUGGCGCUUCCGCAGGUAGCUCUUUACGUGGAGACGCAGCAGCGGCGCAAGUUUGCAGCACUCGGCAGCGUGGUGGCUCGCACUCCCUCGCUGCUGACGGCGGCUGAUGCGGUGUACCGUGUGCCCAUCCCCACCUUCACACCAAGCGAUCUCAUUACUACUACAGCAGCCGCCGGCACAGCCACUUCUGUGGCCUCCGAAUGCAGUCCGUCGGUUGCUCGCCUGUUGCAGUACUUCACGGCGGCGCAUUUCGAGUACUCACCGGUGCCGUACAAUGCAGCGCGGCAAGAGUGGCAGCAGUGCAUGCAGAAGGCGCAGCGCCUUCUUUCAGCUCAUCGUGCACCGUCUCCACUGGCGACGGCGGCGACGUCGACAGCGGCGGUGCUGUCCAGCGGCGGCGACUGCGCCCGUGCCCAACGAGCGGCCUCGAUUGUAGCGUGGCUGACGACGGAGGAGAAGCGUCUCGACGCCGAGGAGCUCGCCCACCGACACCUCCUUUCCUCCUCCGCCCCCGCACGAGCUGCCUUGCUCGACGCUUUUGUUCGUGAUCUCGUCCCCGCGAACCCAGCCGAUGCAGCGAGCGUCGCCGUGGCCGAUGAUGCGCUGAUCGACUUUGCGGUGUCGUACCUUCUGCCGCGCGCGGUGCUGAACUUGCGCGAGGCGGCAGCAGUCGCGGCCUUCUUCAUGUGGGCCUUUCAACACGCGGAGUCCACUGACGUGUCCCAUCAGCAGCAGAAGCAGCGCCAGCCUUUGCUGCGCCGAGUAACCGACCUUGCCCUCACGUUUGUCUCCGCGGCCUUCACGUACUUUGUCGCCUACACAGAUGGAGAGUGCAAGCGCAUCGGCUACGUCCUUCAGCGUCUCCUGGAGAUUCCCGCCUUGAGUGGUCAGCGCCAGCAGCGGCAGAGCGUUGCGACGCUCUCACCAGAGCUUUUUGCGCAACUGCACUCGCUUUACGCGACGGCAAAUCCGGGCGAGGGGAGUGCCGCUGGAACGCCAAAUGGAGGUGUGAAGGAUGGAAAGACCGCUGCUGCUGGGCCGCACAGUCCUUCACCUAAUGAGCCUAGGGACGAGUCUGGUAUGCCAGGUGUAGGCGCGCACCGCAACAUCAGUAGCGCCUUCUUCUCACACUCCUUUCUGUGCGCAUCAGGCGGGUCCGCGGUUCGCACCAACGAUGACGCCACCGCUGCUACUGCUUCAUCAGCAGCAUCUGCACCGUUGCCACAGCUACCGUCACUCCUGGCCUUGGCAGUCAUACGUGGUCUGGUGGAGGCGGGGACGGAAGCUGACGCUGCAGCGACGGCAGCAGCCGCAGCCGCAAGCACGUCGACGCAGAAGCCGGAAAAAGUGUCGGCCGCAGCGUCAAACGACUCGUCGAAGGCCUCUGCUGCCGCAGAUCGGAAGACGAAUGCUUCUCGUGCAGAUGAAUCCCCCGCAUCCGGUGCGUCCGCUAUCCCGCUGCAAUUGGAGGCGUACGUGUGCCGAGCCCUCGUGCAGUUGCUCACGCACGAGCACGACGUACCCGCCUACGCCCAGCGCAAUCAAUUUCUUAUCCUCGAACAGCUUGACAAAGCUGCCUUUCCCUCCACGUUGUGCGCGGUGGACCUGCUGAUCCGCGCCGUGGAGCCGCACGCGUCGAAAUCGAAGUCGUACUACGCCUUGGCCUCUGCGGUGCUCAAGCAUCUGCGCUUGAACCGCCGACGCAGGCGCGAAGCACAGAACGUCGUUGCAGCCCUGAGCCGCGGCGAGGACGUGAGCGAUGCCGCAAGCUAUCGCACAGACGGCCCUCCGGCAACUCCCUCCACCGUCACAGCAGCGCCAUCGGUGGCGCCGUCGUCGCUGCGGGAGAGCGCAACAGCGUGCCGCGCGCAGUGGCGCUUGCGGGAACACUACAUGAAGCAGCUCAUGCAAGCGGAGGUAGCACAGCUGCUCGGUGAUCAGCAGCUGCGCCGCCAUGAUGAGAGCGAGGUGGACGAAGAGGAAAACGAGGAGAAGGAGAUCGGGUCGAACACCAGUGACUACGGUGAAGAAACGGCUGCCGAGGACAGCGAAGUCCAACAGCAGCAAGAGGACGAGCAACAGCAGCAGAAGCAGCCGUCACAAGACAGGGACGAUGAGCAGGAAGUGAAUGCGGAACGGGAGGAGAGUGGCGCGUCGGGUGUCUCUUCCCUUGACGAUGAGGAGGACGGCGACGGUGCAAGUGGUGGCGAGGACGACAGCAGCAGCGGCGACGAUGGCGGCGCAGAGGACGAGGAGGAAGACUCGUUGUCUGGUGCCAGCGAUGAGGCGAGAGAGAGCGAGGCGAGUCCGGUCGAGGACGACGAUGACGACGACGACGCAAGUGGUCCACGUAAGCGUCCGCGGGAAGAAGACGCAGGUGAAGAGCGGGGGGAGAGGUGA